AGGGCGCUCGCGCGGGCCCUCCUAGGGAAGGGACCGUUGAACCGCAGAGGCUGCAGGGUCACGCGCUGGCCCCACCCCACCCCUUCGCCCGAGGCCCGGAGACGACUCCGAGGCGGCUCCGAGGUGUGGAGAAGGGCCGAAGCCGUGCGGGGCCAUGGAGGCGGCGGGGACCGCCCUCCUGCUGCUCGGCCUGGGCGGCCUCCUCGCCGCCCCCGACGACUGGGGCUUCUCCUCCUCCGAGGUGGUCAUCCCCCGGAGGCUGACCCCCCGCGGCGGGGAGGCCGAGGAGCCCGGCCGGCUGUCCUACCUGCUGCCCCUCGAGGGCCGGAGGCACGUGCUGCACCUGCGGCCCAAGAAGCUGCUGCUGCCCCGCCGCCUGCCCGUCUUCACCUUCACGGCCCGGGGGGAGCUGCUGGAGGAGCAGCCCUACGUGCCCCACGGCUGCUACUACCGCGGGGCCGUGGAGGGCGCCCCGGGCUCCCUGGCCACCUUCAGCACCUGCUUCCGGGGGCUGUGGGGGAUGCUGCGGCUGCACGGUCGCCUCUACCAGGUGGAGCCCCUGCCGGCCUCCGCCACCUUCGAGCACCGGGUGUCCCGGCUGGACGAGAAGGCCCCGGGUAACCUGACCUGCGGCCUCACCUUCCGGGAGAUAGUCCGCCAGGAGCCCCAAGUCUGGCUUCCGCCUUCUUACGGAAAGCACUGGAACACCUCCUACGUACACCCCAAGUAUGCCGAGCUGGCGGUGGCGGUGGACAAUGCCAUGUACCAAUUCAGGCAAAGCAAUUUAUCCAGAGUCAUCGAGGACAUACUUACCCUGUACAAUUUUGCAGACUCACACUUUCAGGAGCUGAAAGCUCACCUCUUUCUGAAAGCCCUGGAGGUCUGGACAGACCGUGACAAAGUGAAUACUCGUGUUUCAACGAUACUUUCGGUACUUAGGGAGUUUUCAUCUUACCUGGAGAGGGACAUGUAUCCCCGUAUCCGCCCAGACCUUGCACAUUUGUUUGUGUUUAAGCGAUAUAGCGAUGGCAGGGCAUGGUCCUAUCAUGACAGUGCCUGUAAUCCAAGUAAGAUGGGAUCCAUAUCCAGUCUAAUAGACUUUUCACUGCCCAAUUGCGGGAAGUGGUUCACCCACGAAUUGGGGCACGGGUUCGGCAUGCAGCAUGAUGAGAAUUAUUGUAAGUGCAAUGCAUCCACGUGUCUCAUGGGACCCCAUGAUUACAAUCACGGGGGUUUUAGUAAUUGCAGUUUUAAUGAGUAUUUCACCUUCACAAGCCGGUCUGCCUCUUGUCUCAAUGAUGUUCCAGAACACUUAUUCAUAGUAGAGAACUGUGGUAACAAAGUGGUGGAAAAGGGAGAGGAAUGUGACUGUGGAUCAGAGGAGGAGUGUGAGAAAGAUGCCUGUUGCCUGUCAAACUGCACACUGAGCCCUAAUGCAGAGUGUGCUUACGGAUUGUGCUGCAAAGGAUGUCAAAUUGUUCCAGCUACAACAGUCUGUAGACCGAGGCAAAAUGAAUGUGAUCUCGACGAGUUCUGUAAUGGGACCACAGCUCUUUGCCCAGAAAAUAUGUACAAGCAGGAUGGGACCCCGUGUAGUGACAGCGCUGUCUGUUACCGUGGCAUGUGUCGUUCCCACCUUCAGCAGUGCAAAGCUCUUUUCGGUAAAGAAGCCUUGGAUGGUCCGUUAUUGUGUUACACGGAGGUGAAUGAAUAUAUUGACCGAUUUGGGAACUGUGGUUUAGAGGGAAAUGGCUACAGAGAGUGUUUGGUACGUGAUGCAUUGUGUGGAAGAGUGCAGUGUAUCAAUGUGAAGACCGUUCCUUCCAUGCCAGAGCAUACGUCGGUCAUUCAGACCCAUCUGAAAGCCAAUGAUACCACGUGCUGGGGGACGGACUACCAUGCACCAAUGCAAACAUUGAAAAUCGCAGAUGUGGGGAACGUCGAAGACGGCACCACCUGCGGCCCUGGCUUGGUAUGCAUUAACAGGACCUGUGUCAGUCUGUCUUUGCUCAAUUUCGAUUGCUUAAGUGAAAAAUGUAACAAUCGAGGGGCGUGCAACAACAAGAGAAACUGCCAUUGUACUUUUGGCUGGGCCCCUCCGUUCUGUGACACUCCAGGGGAUGGGGGCAGCGUUGACAGCGGCCCUGCAGGCAAUUGGGUGGAUGAGGCGACGACGUUCCAUAUUUGGCCCGUUUUCCCUAUCCGGAUCGUACUUUUUGUUGCUUCCCUGAUCCUGGCUGCAGUGAAAUCUAUGAAAUUUCGAGAGAAAGCACCUUUAGAAGAAACGUAAAAAGCCAAGGAAAGCCUGAAAUCAAAGAUCUACAGGAAAUUUAGAAAAGAGGCAACAUUGUACAGAUGAACAUUUGUUUUCUCUAGUAAGUUUAUGGAGUUGCUGCAGUCAGGCCCUAGUGCUUCUUUGACAAUCAUAUCAAGUUCUUUUUGUAGUCAGAAUUUUAAAAAGCUGUGCCUCAUGGUUUUCCCUCAGAAAGUGAAAGUAAACUUUGUGUGGUGUUGGAAUGAAA
Ornithorhynchus anatinus (platypus) is the source of this 2522-nucleotide messenger RNA. Its product is annotated as disintegrin and metalloproteinase domain-containing protein 30. NCBI's taxonomy places the organism in Eukaryota, Metazoa, Chordata, Mammalia, Monotremata, Ornithorhynchidae. The coding region runs from base 155 to 2290 and encodes 711 amino acids. The record is from RefSeq and is a predicted model, not a curated record. The transcript has a single exon. Gene Ontology annotation, biological process: male gonad development; proteolysis. Gene Ontology annotation, cellular component: external side of plasma membrane; plasma membrane; sperm head plasma membrane. Gene Ontology annotation, molecular function: metalloendopeptidase activity.